ACAAACAAAAUGGUUAAACUAAAGACAAGCUGUCGAAUCACAUUCUACUCGACGACACUGGUGCUACUCGUGUUCUUGCAACAGGUCUACACCUUCUGUCCCUCGAUAUGCACGUGCGAAGGUGAUCCGAACGUGCGCACCUGGUGCAUCGGGGCCGGACUCGAUGUGGUACCGAUCCAGCUUAACCCGGACGUGCGCUACAUCAACCUCACCGCGAACCGGAUCACCAACGUGCACUUUACGCUCACCUUCUACUACAAGCUGGAGGUGCUCGAUCUGGCCGGCAAUCGCAUCGAAGCGCUCGGGUCGCGCAACUUCGACACACAGCAAGCGCUCCGCACGCUCAAUCUCAGCGAUAAUGCAAUCGCGUCCAUCCCGAAGGAUGCCUUCCGCGGGCUGCAGCGGCUACAAACGCUCAAGCUGUGUGGCAAUCGGAUCGAAACGAUACACCCGGCCGCAUUUCACGAUUUGCGCAAUCUGAUCGAGCUUGACCUAGCGGGCAAUGCGAUUACCAGCCUCGAGCCAGGCACGUUGCGGCAUCUGUACUCGCUCGAGGUACUGUCGUUCCAGAACAACCAGCUGCUGGAGAUACCGUACGAGCGUAAUCUCGAGCAUCUCGGGCAACGCUUGCAGUUGCUCGAUCUGUCCGUGAACCUGCUCGAGUACAUCGCGAACGAUAGCUUCGUGGCGUUGCGGGAGCUGCGAACGCUCCGGCUUGGCGGCAACAUACUGACCGAGCUCGAUUACAGCGCUUUUCAUGGGCUCAACGGGCUGAAGGCGCUUGACAUCGUUGACAAUAAUCUUACAGUUGUGCCAACACUGCAAUUAUCAAAAUUGUGUAAUUUAACAUAUUUAUCGUUGAGCGGCAACUACUUCGAAAGUCUGCCGGCGGUCGCGUUUCUGAGCCUGUUCCAACUACAGCAACUCCAUCUAAACCGGCUCGAUCGGCUGCAGCGCAUCGACGCGCGAGCAUUCGUGGACAAUGCGAACCUGCGGAUUCUCACCCUGGACGAUAAUCCAUCAUUUGCGAGCUUACCGCUGCGACUGUUUCACAGCAAUCCAAAUCUGGUAGAGAUUUCGAUGCGACGCAACGCCUUGAUCCGCCUCGAUGCAGUUCACUUCCCGUUGGACCGGUUACAUCGGCUCGAGCUCGGUGGCAAUCCGCUCGUGUGCAACUGUUCCCUGCUAUGGCUGUGGCGGCUUACGACCGGGUACGGAUUGCACGAAGCCGACUUUCGGUUGAUUGUACCGGCGGCGGCGGCUGCUGCCGCACUCAUUACUGCGGCCCAGCCGAGCCCUCCGGUGCAAGAAGAGGAACCAUCCCAACACAACGGCCCACUGUACGUGGAUCGGGAUGAGAUCGGAUGUGAUCGAUACGAGGAUGGGCGUCGAACGAGACACCUGCUGCGCGCUAUGACGGAGAGCGAUAUCGACUGUCCGACCCAUCUCGUGACGGUUAUCAGUGCGGUACUGAGCAUACUGCUCGUGCUCGCUACCGGUGCUAGUGUGUUGUACGUGUUGCGGCUAUCGAGACGCCGUAAACAGCUGCUUGCUGACGAUGACGAUCCAAGGCGUCGGUCCGGAGUGACCGAGCUGAUCGUACCUCACCCGCAAAAGGUGGACAAGCUAGAGUUGGAGCGGUACCUCGCGCAGCAACAGUCGCUUGUGCACGAGUACCGGACGUUACGCGCACCGUGGGAGCUUCCACUGCCGGUGAAGGAGGACCUUAAGUAUGGUAGUGUCGAGGCAACGGGGCGAGAUCUAUGCUCCGGGAAUGGGCAAGCGGCGGCUCCUGCGACCGACCACUACGAAUCGCUCGACUACUACCAGCAUCAACAUCAACCAGCAGCAGAAGCGAACUCUAUCCCGUCCCCACAUCGUUUUCGUAUGACUCUAGACCGGCCGACGUCACCGGGGCUACUGUACUGGGCGAAGAAGCACUAGCAGUGUCACGCCACUGCUGGAAUUCGAAAGCGCCGUCUAAAAU
This is a messenger RNA of Anopheles maculipalpis, 1987 nucleotides long. Its product is annotated as leucine-rich repeat neuronal protein 3-like. Gene Ontology annotation, cellular component: extracellular matrix. Lineage: Eukaryota; Metazoa; Arthropoda; Insecta; Diptera; Culicidae. The record is from RefSeq and is a predicted model, not a curated record. Gene Ontology annotation, molecular function: protein binding.